UGGACGGCAAUGUUUACUCAGUGGCAUUCUACGAACUCGAUUACAUUAUAAUUGUUGAUGGAAUAUGUUAUCAUAUGUAGUUUAUCAAAUCAUUGCAUUAUACCUGUCCAAACUGUCAGGAAUUGUACUUGUGCAUCCCCACAGAGACGUAUAAAUUUAACAAGGCGAGAGUAUGGCGCGCGAUGGCGAGAUUCCGGCCAUCUUCAACCCGCGGCGAGCCCGCACACCGAGCGUCGUUCUUACGUCCGGAGAUCCCAUCAACGGACCCUUCACCGCAGUACCGCAGAUCACGCAUUCCGAUUCCCUGACCAGCGGUCAGCAGGAUGGAUGCGGUGACAAUACCACGACGUCGGCGGGCGUUCUCAUCCAAGAGGCUUCCACUGUCAACCAGACGCAAAGACCAACGGGCUGGUUGCGAUCAUGCAAGGCGUCCUGCUGCUCGGAACUCAUGCAGAAGAUGUAUUUUGGAGUUUGCGUAACAGUUCUGGUGACAGCCACUUGGGUCGGUGCUACGCAUUGUAUAAAAUUUUUAUAUCUGAAAAGAUCUGCGAGGCAUCACUUUGCUGCCACACUUGGUCCGUCUAAUAAACUUACAAAUUCUUCCAAUCACCAGGGGAUGCGAUACGAUGCACCUUUCUUUACGACUUGGUUUUGUACGAACUGGGCCGUUCUGUUCUUUCCUAUUUAUGCUUUAGUCCGAAUGGCAACUGGAAAAUGCGAAUCGCCCACGGAUAUUUUCGCCGAAAGCCUUCGGGCUUUUCGAGAUAAAGGCUUCACUGCAGGUCGCUUUUUGAGUCGUUGCUGCCUGUUUUGCGUCCUCUGGGUAGCUACGAGCUACGUCUACGUGCAUUCGCUACGAGUGCUUUUGGCUACGGACGUGAUGGCUUUGUUCGCGACCAACGUUGCGAGCGUCUAUCUACUCUCUUGGGUCAUUCUUCACGAACAGUUUGUGGGAGUUCGAAUUGUGGCUGUGAUAUUAUGCGACACUGGCAUAGCACUUUUGGCUUAUAUGGAUGGAAUAACCGGAUCACCUACUCUUGGCGGCGUUGUACUUGCCGCCGCAGCAGCUGCCGGAUAUGCCGUGUACAAGGUUUUGUUCCGGAAAGUGAUAGGCGAAGCAACCCAUGCGCAAACCGCGCUCUUCUUCUCACUUCUGGGUCUUCUGAAUGCCGCCUUGCUGUGGCCCUUGUGCCUGGCCCUCUACUUCACGGGAGUCGAGACUUUGCCGUGGGAUAAACUUCCCUGGCCAGUACUUUUGGCGGCUAGCGGACUUUUACUAGUUUUCAACCUUCUGACGCACUUCAGUAUGGCUGUAACAUAUAACUUAUUCGUCACUUUGGGACUAAUUACUGCAGUACCAGUUUCCGCAGCUCUCGACGUGGUGCUGUACGGAGCAACGUUCGCUGGUAUGAAACUGGCCGGCGUUAUCCUUAUAGCCGUCGGAUUUUUCCUGGUAAUGUUUCCUGACAACUGGCCUACAUACAUAACACGUCUGCUCAGAAAUAUCAUCAUGUUGAGUCACAGUGCGAGAUGGGGCCGGAAAGCUCGUCCAGGCAGUGCAGCGGGAGCGAGGAGGGACGCCGUGGACUACAGGACGGGGUACAUCAGGUCGCAUCUUCGGUCGCCGUCCGGCAGGGUGCGGUGACCGGGACGA
Ctenocephalides felis (cat flea) is the source of this 1654-nucleotide messenger RNA. Its product is annotated as putative thiamine transporter SLC35F3. Gene Ontology annotation, cellular component: membrane. The record is from RefSeq and is a predicted model, not a curated record. The transcript is spliced from 11 exons. Bases 173 to 1645 code for a protein of 490 amino acids. Gene Ontology annotation, biological process: transmembrane transport. Lineage: Eukaryota; Metazoa; Arthropoda; Insecta; Siphonaptera; Pulicidae. Gene Ontology annotation, molecular function: transmembrane transporter activity.